ACCGACACUUCCGGAUCCGGAAGUGAAGCUCAUUCUACCGCGAAACGACGUCGGUGACGCCGACGACGCCGAUCAAGUUGUGCCGCCGCCGCGUCCGCCUCUUCCCGCUCAAGAAGUCGCGAUUUUAGGAGAAUUGAAUAUGUUGAGGCCGCCAGUAAAAAAACCCGAGUCCACUCCCAAGAUGGAUAGAAGAAGACCCCCGAUAUACAGGCCAAAGUCCAGGACUGAUUCAAGUACUGCCAGUGGUAGCCGAGGGGAAAGCAGUCGUCUACGCGGUGACGGCGGCGGCGGCAGCAGCGAUGAAGAUUUGACCCGUCAGCAGCAGGAUCUCAGACAGCGCUUGCAGGAUGAAGCGGCCCUUUAUAGACGGAGACUCGAAACCUACAAACAGGCGCAGCAAAAUCAGGCAGCAUUGGUCAGCAGAUUACAAGCUAAGGUUCUCCAGUACAAACAGAGAUGUGCCGACCUUGAGGCUCAAAUGGCUGAAUACUCCGAUCAACCAUCAUCACUUAAAUCAUAUCCUUCAUUACCGAUCACUGCCACAGUGCCAUCUAGUUCCGCCCUGCAACAAGCUCAACAGCACUUGAGAGAAAUUCGCGAGGAAAGAAUUACAGACCUAGACACUGCCCUUCAAAGACUGCAAGAAGAACGCAAAAAGUCUGAAAAAAUAAUGCAACUAAAUACAAUAUUAAGGGAGCAAUUAGAAGAAUCACAUACUACAAAUGAAAACCUCACUGCCGAUUUACAAAAACUCACCAACGAUUUUGAGUCACUGAGAGAAGAAAUGCUCAUUAAAGAGGACGAAUGGAAAGACGAGGAGCAAGCUUUUAAUGAUUAUUAUAGUACUGAACAUAAUAGACUACUGAAUCUAUGGAGAGAUGUCGUUGCAGUCAAACGACAUUUCAUGGAUAUUCAAUCAAACACUGAGAGAGAUUUAAACAAAAUAAAAACUGAAGUUUCAGACAUGGGCAGAGAAAUGCUCAUGGCCUGCUCAAGAAUGGACACAAAUGUUUUUACUGAAAUUGUCAUUGGUGCCAAAGGUAAAAGCCCACAACAAGAUAGCCAAAUUUCUAUACAUUUAGAAGCGGAAAUUGAAAAUUUAAAAAUGGAGAAAGUGAAGCUUGAAUCUGACCUACAACUCAAGGAUGAUAAAAUUCAACAGCUGGUGCAUGAUAUUCAAACUUUGGAAGACAGAUGCGUCGAUUCUGACCAAAAUAUAUCUCAAGUUAUUAAAAUGCAAGAUGACAUGGAAAUAUUGGAGGGAGCCCUGCGCGACAUAGCGCAGGCUCUCAUACAGGAUGCUGAAACUAAAGAUGCCGAACUCCUCCAAGCCACGCAUCUACAUUUAAGUACCUCCACUCCGAUACCUCAGAAAUCACCAAGGAGAUCAGGGCGAGGAAUGGCUGCUCCAGCAGCGUUCGCAGAAAGUACUGUUUCCGCUGUUCAGGCAGCAUUACACAAAUAUCAAUCAAUUAUUCAUGAACUACAGGUAAAGCUCCAAGCAAAUAAGGAGCAACUAUUGUUAGUUCGAAAACAAUAUGAAAAUUGUGAAGACAACUCGGCAGCGUUUGAGAAACGCACUAAAGAGUUGGUGGCACAACUUGACACUUGUCACACGCAAAAUUCACAGCUUAUCCAAGAACGAGAUAGUUUACUCAACACAAUUGAAUCGCUCAAGUCUGACAAAAGCCAACUCGAGCGUAACAAGGCUGAUCUAAAUGCUUUAUUGGAUUCUCUUAAUCAAGACUAUGAAAAAUUAGCCAAAGUAAAUAGUAAGUUACAAAAAGAAUUAGACUCCGCAUACCAAGAAAAAAUAUUUUUGCAAUCGGAGGUUGAUCGAUUAAAUCAAGAAGCAGAUUUACGAGAAAUCACGUUAAGAGGAGAAGAGGAUAGAUGUAGUAGAAUUAGGGAGGAAUUGCUAACCGUAAGAGAAGAACUGCACAAAAUGUGCUUGGCUAACGAUAUGCUAGAGCAGCAAAAAUUAGAAGCUGAGAGCAUUAUCUCAAAUUUAGAGAAAAUCAAGAAUGAUUACGAACUCCAAUUGGACAAAAUAUUAGGAGAGAGUUCUAAUGUUCAAGAUUCUUUGGUUAAGAAAGAAACUAUAGCUUCCAAUCUCGAAAUGGAUAAAAAGAAACUUCAAGACGACAUUAAACGAUUUGAAGAAGAAAAGGCCUCCUUGCUGGCACAAUGCAGCGAUAAUCAGAAUGACAUUCAAUCUCUCCGAAAGGAACUACUGCAGGCGGAACAACAAAGACUAGAUUUAGAGUCAGACAAAGUUUCGCUUUCAGAAAAAUGCAAGUUCUUAGAAAUUGAAAAAGGAAAGGUUGAAAUGGAGCUUAAUCAGGCAGCUAGAGAAAGAAAUGAUCUUAGCAAUCAACUCACAGUUAUGGGACGAAAAAGAGAUGCAUUAAAUGAAGAGCUAAUGCGAUGCCGACAAAAAUUAGAACAGGCCAAUGAAACAAAUGCCAGAAUCAAUCGGAAUCUAGAGGAUCUUGUGAAAGAAUGCGAAGAAAAACAAUGUACAAUCGAUGCAAUGGAUAAGGAAAUUCAGCGAAUUCAAGAAUUGAUGGCUGCAAUUCGCUCUGAAAAAGAAGCACUAGAAGCGGUCUUAUUUGAUACUCAAACCAAUUUAGAAGCCACUGACGAUAAAAAAAUGCAAUUAGAAAAAGAAGUACAGGAAUUACUAGUAAAGCAAGAACAAUUAAAAUCUCAGGUUUCGAAGUUAACUAAAGAUUUAGAAAGAUCUGAAAAGAGAUGCUCUGAAAUAAAAACCUCCAUGGCUCAUCAAGCGGGGAAUAAAGAAAUUGAGUUCAAACAGAAUCUAGACAAGCUCCGACAACAAAAUGAAGAAAGCGUUAAGAAACUAACUGAAGAACGGGAGAAAAUUCGAACUUCUUUAGAGAAAAGGUUGCAGCAAUCAAUGCAGCAACUGACAAAUGAGAAGAAUACUGAAAUCCAGCAACUCUCCGAAAGGAUUGAAGCUCUACAAAACCACAUUGAUAAUCUUUGUCAGCAGCAUGAAGAGUUAAUGUUGCGGGCAGAAAAUGAUAAACAGCAAGCAUUACUAAUCGCUCAUCACGAUCAGAAGGCGAUUCAUGAUAAACUGGAAGCGACUCGUCGGGAACUGGAUGAGGAACGCGAAUCAUUCGAGCGGUUAAAGCGCGAUGCAAACAGUCGCAUUGAUCAGGAUCGGGUUCUGAUAAAUCAGCUCAAAGAUGAUCUGAACAAGUUUAAGGCCAAAUUAGAAGAAUCAAAAACCCGAAACGAGGAGGAAAAACUUGCACUACAGCAAAAAAUUGAUGAAAUACGUAUUGAGAGAGACAACGUACAAAAUGAGGUUGAAAACUUAAAAGUACAAUUACAUUUAGCUGAAGAUAAAAGUGAAAGUGUUAGUAAUUUAUUGCACGAAACUACUAGAAAAUUAAAAGAAGUUGAAAACAAUUCGGAGUGUCUUAGAAAGGAACUUACGGAUGUUCGAAGACUACUUGCAGACAGCAAUUUCGAAAAAGAAAAGUAUCACAAUACUAAUAAAGAACUCAGGGACCACGUUAAGAGGACUGAAAGCGAAAAACGGGAGCAAGCUAGGCAACUAGAAGAUGCUUAUCAAAAAAUAUCAAGCCUGGAAGAAGCAAAAUCUGCUACCGAACAUGAACGUGCCCGCCUUCAAGCUCAAAUUCGAGAGAUAGAAAAAGAACACAUGCAAAGUCAGCAUAAAGUGCAGAGCAUCCAGGAAGAGCUUCAAAAAGCUCAAACGGCUGGUAGUCAACAACAGCAAGAGGAGAAAGAGCUUCAGGCCAGACUGCUAAAUGAAGUCGAAGAAAGAGAAAGAUCUCACCAAGAAAUACAUCAGCUAAGAAAACAGAUGUCAGAGUUAGAAAGAAAUCUGGAGCAAACAAGACAGGAGCUAAAUAGAACGCGUUGCCAUAGUGGACAACUAGAAGAACAAUGGCAUGCUAGAGAACAGGACUUACUAAUUCAUCUAGAAGAUGCAAGAGUAAAAGAGAAACGACUGGAAGAUCAAAAACACAACUUGGAAGUGUGUUUGGUGGAUGCUACACAACAAAUUCAAGAACUAAAGGCUAAACUUGGAGGCGCAGAAGGCAGAGUACGAGCCUUGGAAACUCAUUUAGCCCAGCUGGAAUCCUCAAAGAGGGAAAUCGAGCAGAAAUUAUUCAGUGUGAUAUCAACUUUACGACGAAUUGCUGGAAUUCAAUUGGAUGGAUCAGUUUCAUUGCCUUAUCGACUCUUAAGUCCGUCUAGGAGAUGGAGUCCUGCUAGAGGUCAUGAAGAGAAGGAUGGGUCCGUUGAUGUAGAUCCGGAAGCAGUGAGAAAAGGAGUAAGGAACUUGAUGCAACAGGUUGCUCAAAUUGAAAGAGAGCGGGAUGACUAUAAAACGCAAGUUCAAACAGUUAAAAAACAACUUCAAGAAGCUAGUGAUAACCAAAAUAAAGGGGACCACAAAAUAACGAAAAUAAUGCAAAGUUUAAGAACGCUACAAGAGGAGAAGGGAUCCCUAGAGGCAACACUCGGCCAAAAAAAUGUUGAGCUCAAAUCGCAGAGCGAAGCUCUACACAAGAAAAAUGAAGAAGUUAAAAUAAUGAGAGAAAAAGUUGUGUCCCUCGAAUUGUGUUUAAGUGGGGAAAGUGAUCAAAAGCAUCAAUAUGAGGAUAAAAUCGAAAAACUUAAAAUGGUCCUUAAUAGAUCGGAAGCUGAAAAACGAAAUUUACAAGAAGAAUUAGCCAGAACAGAAAGCAGAGCCACAAAAUUGGAGUUGCAACGCAUGUCAGCUGAAGGUGAUUUACAAAGAUUACAGAUGAUGUUGCAAGAAAAGGAAGGCACUAUACAGAAACUUCAAGAAAAGUGUGAUCACCAGAGCAGAGCAGUAGCUAGUUUAGAAGAACGCUGUGUCUCACUAAAGUCAACAAUAGAUCAACUAAACUGCUCUUUAGAAAAAGCGUCGAAUAGUGAAACGGAAUUAAAAUCAGAGCUGCAGAGAUUGCAACGAAAUUUAAUGGAAUCCGUAUCUUCCCAACAAACUGAAUCCGAAAGACUAAAACAGAUGCAGAAAGCCUUGGCGAACUGUGAAAAUGAAAGACGCGUUCUCAGCGAGAGACUCGAAACGACUCAGAAUAACUUAGCGGAACUUCGACGCAAUAACCAGAUCCUACAGGAUCAGGUGACCAGGUUGAACAAUGAACUCGCGAAUAAUGAAGUACAAAAGUCUGCCUUAGAAUCCCAACUUAGAUUAGCGCAGUGGCCCCAAGAUAACCAAAUGACCACACAUCAUGAAGAAGAACUCAAAACUCAAAUGCAUUCACUACAAAAGGAACGAAAUGAAUUAAAGGCAAAGGUGGAAUCAAUGACCAAUAAGUUGCGGCAGUUAGAAAUAGAAAAUAGAAACUUAGAACGACAGACCGCUAAACCCUUCGGCUCUACCAAAAGCAAAGCCUUCGAUCGAUUGGAAAAAUCGUAUGAUCGAGUAGAUCGUGUGGAAAAGUAUGAAUCGGAUUCUUCAGUACCUGAGGUUGAAAAAUACGAAAGCGAAAACAGAGAGUUAAAGAUUAAGAUUUCUAGACUAGAAGCAGAUUUAGCUGAUAAAGAGGCGGAAUUAGCUCGACUCCGAACUCUAAGACCAAAUUUAGAUGCCAAAUUCGAUAGAGCUGAACUCGAAAGAUACAGAGCUGCCCAACUGCAAGCAGAAAGACUUUUGGAGGCUCGGGAGCAGAGCCAUAGACAGCAAGUGUCUCGGCUUGAAAGCCAGAUUAAAUUGUUGCGAGAACAACUAAAUGAGGAAAUUAAACGAAGACAGCAGUAUGUACUACGCAGUACAAAAGCAGGAAGAGAAAUGCAGCAGCUUCGCCAAGCAUUGGGCGAUUCGUUGCGCACUGUUUCACAGGACCCAGCCAUUGACGCGCUGCUUUUGGAGCACGAGGCUAGAAAGUUAGAUAACACAGUGUCAUCUACAGCAAGCCUCCCGCCAGCCCUCAAUUUGCCUUCGGCCUCAACUUACAGACGUUCAAUGACUCCACAACCGCAAAUGAGUAAGAGGCUGUGAAUAAAAUAAAUUACAAAGAGUCGAAGAUUCUGAGUUAAAAAAUAUAAAAAUUGUAAUACGGCCAUUAAAGGUUUACUGACCUUCUCACGUUGUUAAUUAUAGUUAGUAAAUAUAAUGUGUGCAUUAGAUAACAAAUUAAAAUAUAUUAAACACCCGGCAUACUCCAGUUUUACUAUUUGUUUGCUAAAAGGUUACUUACAAAAUAAACAAUACCACUGCUUCAUAUUUUCGGUUACCGAGAAAUUGUGCUCAUAAAAAGUUAGUAAUAUAGGUUUUAAUUUAUUUAUCUAGUAGCGAUUAGUUUUUAGCUGCAUAUUUUAGAAAAUCGCGUCAAUUUAUACGUAAUUUUUUCAAAAGUGGCAUAGUAAACACGAGAACUCACAUAGAUUUACUAAAUCAAUUUGUUCUAUCUUAUGGUAUUUUCUUUAUCACAGAUUAUUUCAAUUUCAUAAGGUGUGAAAGAAUUACUCUUUAAAAAAAUUAUAAAGAACCAUCUCAAUUCUUGCCAAUUCAGGGUUAUGUUAUUUGCCAUGCUAUUAAUUAAGGUUUAUUCAGGGUAUAUCACAACAAACGUACUUAAUUCAAAUAAGGUAGAUUCCGUCCAGUUUUCAAUUUUUUAAGCAUGCUUUUGAGAUUAAUAAAAAUAAUUUGACAGUA
Molecule: messenger RNA, 6712 nt
Organism: Anthonomus grandis grandis
Lineage: Eukaryota; Metazoa; Arthropoda; Insecta; Coleoptera; Curculionidae
Gene: Root
Product: rootletin
Exons: 32
Coding region: 140-6055 (1971 amino acids)
Source: RefSeq, a predicted model, not a curated record